Monodelphis domestica (gray short-tailed opossum) is the source of this 10812-nucleotide messenger RNA. RefSeq names its product WRN helicase interacting protein 1 (gene WRNIP1). Gene Ontology annotation, molecular function: enzyme activator activity; single-stranded DNA helicase activity; ATP binding. Gene Ontology annotation, cellular component: nucleus. Lineage: Eukaryota; Metazoa; Chordata; Mammalia; Didelphimorphia; Didelphidae. Gene Ontology annotation, biological process: DNA repair; DNA synthesis involved in DNA repair; DNA-templated DNA replication. The record is from RefSeq and is a predicted model, not a curated record.
AAAAAAUUUUUAUUUACAAAACCAAAUGAAGCAAGCAUUUCCAUAUACAAAAAAGAAGAUAGUACACAAAUGAAAUCACAAAUCUGUAUAUGUUUAGCUCAUCUUUCUUCAUAUUUACAUCAUAAAUCCUGUCCACUAGUAUCUUAGCCUUUUCACCCUCCCUUCAUCACAAAAAAAUAUCAUCAAAGUGACCAACAUGGACAUAUAAAUUAAGACUUUCAAAUUUCACCUUUCUAUUCACUUUCUGGAGGUAACAUUCACAAUUUAUUCUUCCAGAAUGAAUUCUAUGGCUGUGUAUGAUCUUCUCCUGGUUCUACUCAUUUCAUUGUUCAUUAUCUCACGUAGUUCUUUCCAAUUAAAAUAAAUCAGUCUGCUCAUCAUUUCUUGUGGUGCAGAAAUAUUUCAUCUCAAUCUUAUACUAUAGUUUGUUCAGACAUUCCCUCACUGAUGGACACCCCCUCAGUUUUCCAGUUCUCUGCCACCACAAAGAAAGCUACUAUAAGUACUUUGGAACAUUCUUUUCUUCUUUCCUGAAUCUCCUUGGGAAACAGAGUAUACUUCUAACUUAUUUUUUUAAUAUAUUGAUAAUCAAGUAUAAUUGUCUUCCUUUGUAAUCUGGGUAUUUUAUUUUCUGAAUUUAGAAAGACUAUUCUGAGGAGGGAGAUGGUAACUAGGUUCCAACAGACUUGCAAAAGAAUCCCUUAUUUAUUUAUGAAUGCAGAUUAAGAAUCUCUUAUUUAUAGGUAUUACAUCUUGCAUUUGGACUUGAUGCAAAUAUUGUCUAUGUGAAAGUUUAUACUUUUGAUAAAAAUCUAUUUCCCUGACUUAUGUCUCAACUAUAAUUAUUCACAAGUAGAAAAAUCUUUAUAUCAAAUGUCACUAAUUAAUUGAGGCCCAAAAUAAAUACGAUAUUGGUACACAUUAAGAGACAUUACUCAAUUUAAUAAGUGGUCAAAGGAUAUGAAAAUUUUUCCCCAAAAAUGAAUAACCACAUAAAAAUGUGCUCCAAAUCACUAAUAAGAAGAGAAAUGCAAAUUUUGACAACUAAAGUUUUAUCUCACACUAUAAAAAAUUGUAAAGAUGACAAAAAUAUGAAACAAUGUCAGCGAGCUGGAAGAAGACAAGCACACUAAUACAUUGUUAUUGGAACUGUGCAUUGGUCCAACACUUUAUAAAAACUAUUUGGCAUUAUAUAAGAAAGGUGAUUAAGUGACUGUCGUUUUGACCCAGCAAUCCAUUUACUAAGCAUAUCACCUAAUGCACUGGAGAACAAAGACAAGAAACAAGAUUCACCCUAAACCAAAAUAUUCAUAGCAGCAUUCUUUGUGUAUCAACUACCCAAAAACAAAGUGGACAUCUAUUGAUUAGGAAAAUGGCUGGACAAACUGUGACAUAUGAAUAUCAUGGAAAAUUGUUGGGCACUAAGGAAUAUCAAGGAAUUUACUAAGCUUUAGGUGAACUGAGGCAAAGAAAUAAGUAGAACUAGAGGUAUAUAAGCAAUGAAUUGGGCAAUGCAAAUGAAAAGUAAAAGAAAACUGAACUGAUUAAGUGAAAACAAAAUAAUAAUGGUCCUCAAGAACAGAUAAUGAAACAACUCUGCUUUGGGAAAGAGAUGGGGAACAAAGAAGGUAGAAUGUUGUAUAUGUUGUAACACCUGGUCACUGGACUUACUAUUUUUGCUUAGUGAUUUUUUUCUUCAAUGCAAGAGAGAAUUCAAUAUUAGAAUGAUGACAGUAUAUCCAAAAAUGUCAGUGAUAUAAAAGCAGAAAGAAUCACUGAGCACUUUUUAACUUAAAAAAUUACUAGUGAUUCAUUGAAUAGUUAUCUAAUUGGUUAUAUUUAUCAAGGAUUCUUCUUGUAUAAUCUUAACGUCCAUGAGAAACUCCUUGUUGGUGAUAAGUUAUUAAGAUUAUAUUUUAUUCUGAGUUAAAAUUCUUUAGGUAAUCAGCAAAAAAUAAAUAGCAUUAAAAUCUUGUAUGCUCUGGACCUUCCAGUGAAUUGUGUGACUAUGAAGUUGUGUAAAGAAUUAUUUUCAAAGCCCAUCUGUUUUCUUCUCAUAUUUUCAUCAAAGAAUAUGUAAAAUAUUUUCAUAAAGAAAUUUUUUUUAAAUGAGAAAAUAGGCAUACAGUUUGGCAGUUGUUAAUGUUGUGUUCUUUUUUUUUAACUCAUUCUUUUGCUAUAAAGCUGUAAAGAUUAGGUGAUUCUCACCAACUGUUUUCUUAAUGUGUACUUGAUCUGGUCCAGUAACUCUUUCCAGAACUGCUUUCUUAUGUGGACUUUCUGCUUCCUAGACCAGAGCAUCAGGGAGAAACGUAGAAUUCCACUGGGAUGGAUUCUCUGCCACUGAUAAUGUUAUAGAAAUGUGAUGGGAUACUUUAGAAAUGUUGACAAUUUCUUCCAUCAUUGAGCUUUGUUAUCUUCCUGUUUCAUCUUUGAUCUUUUGUGGUUUAGUUGGGUCUCAUGCCAAGCUGUCUGUAGAAUUAUUUUCCCCUCUUCCUUUGUAUUUCAAUGUAUUAUAAGUAUUUUCAAAGCUUUACAAUUACAAGUAUUUAUGAUCAAUGGCUCACCUUUAAAAAUACUCAUAGUAUUCUUUGUCUUCUUUAGAUGUGUCCCAACCCAUUAUUACCCUCUCCCUGCUUUAAGAGGAUCAAGUAUCAGUUGUCUAAUCUUGUUUCUGAGAUGUCAGGCAAUCUGAUAUAGAGUUUACAUAUGUAAUAGUGUAAACCAUCUUUCCAUAUUGGUCAUUUUUCUGAGAGAACUCAAACUAAUGGAAGUGAAGAAAUAAAGUGAAUUAUAGCAUAUCUUGGUCUGCAUUCAGACUCCAUCAGUUCUUUUUUAAGAGAUGAAUGGCAUUUUUUAUCAUGAGUCCUUGAGGAUUUUCUUGGAAAACUGUAUUAUAAAAAAUAGCUAAGUAAUUCAUAAAUGUUCAUCAUAUAAUAUUGCUGUUAGUGCAUACAAUGUUCUCCUGGUUCUGCUAACCUCACUUUGCAUCAGUUGAUGUAGGUCUUUCCAAAUUUUUCUUAAAUCAUCCUUCUAAUCAUUUCUUAUAGCACAGUAGAAUAGAACUCCAUUACAAUCAUGUACCACAACUUGAUUAGCCAUUCCCCAGGUGAUGGACAUCCCUUCAGUUUCCAUUUCUUUAUCCUGGCUUACCUUAAAUACAUCAGGUUUAAGUCAUCCCGAUUGUUGUAUUUAGCCUUUCUUGUGUUUUAAAUUUAUUUUUUAUUCAGAAUUUAAGCACAAAAUACAUUUUUGCCACAUAUGUAUACAUAUAUGCAUAUAUUUAUAAGGUACAGCUUGGUACAAUGCCUAACACAUAUUUGUGUAUUGGAUAAUAAAUAUUUGUUUAUUGAAUGACUGACUGAAGUUCAAUCUAUAGUUUCUGGUCUGUUGUGUGCAUUUAAAAAAAAAGAUAGCUCAAUGACUCUCUUUUAUUUUCCCUUUUUUUUUUUGGCCAUCCUAUAUCUAUCCCUGCUCAAUCUCUUCAUUCACCGUAUUGUAUAAGGAAAAACCAAAAAUAAAUCCCUUGUAAUAAAUCCAUUAAGUCAAGAAAACCCUGACUCUACUUUCCCCCAAUUAGAUGUUACUUUUGAUUUGGGUUCUAACUAAUUAAUAGUCAGACUAAAGAUACAUGAUUCUGAUAUGAUUCAUAACAGUAACCAACAGGUUUCAAGUCUCUUAAGAUAGUCACCUUCAUUUGUUUUUGAUGCCUAGGCUUUUAAACUUUUUCUGGAAGAAAGUGUUCAUGAUACAUAGUUAUGAGAUUUCAAGAAGCUUGCCGUUCUCAUUUUCUAGAUAAUCCAUAUUGUCAUCUCCCUUUAUAUCCAUCUUCACCUUGAAGUCAUAGAACAUCUAAGUACAUAUUAACAAAGUUAUCAAGUUUAUAUAUUUAUAUAUAUUUUUAUAUCUUAUAUAAUACAUGUUGAUAACUAAUCCCUGUCUUUCUAACUACUGCUUCUCUGUCUCCUUCAACAGUUCUGCAUCCUCUCCUGGAUCCCUUAAUUUGGGUGAUGUCUCUUUUAGCUUUCUCUUCCUGUUCAUUUUCUCCCUUGACAAUCUGAUUUACAACUCUGGAUUCAGUGACUACCUCUAAAAAGUUUAUUACCAAAUCUUGUCUAGUUCUGACUUCUUUUUGAGGUACCUGCAAAAUUAACAUCUCCAACUGCUGACAAGUCAUCUGCACCUGAACGCCCUACUAGCAUGUCAAAUUCAGUAUGCCUAAAUUAAUCCAAAUUCAUAAAUGUUUCUUAUGGGCAGUUAGGUGUCACAAUGGAAUAGAGGGCUGGGUCUGGAGUUAGGAACACAUGAAUUAAAAUGUGGCCUCAGACACAAACUAGCUAUGUGACUUUGGGCAAGUCAUUUAACUCUAUUUGCCUAGGUUUCCUCAUCUGUAAAAUGAGCUGGAGAAGGAAAUAGCAAGCCACUCUAAUAUCUUUGACAAGAAAACCUCAAAAGGAGUUAGAAAGAAGUCAUACAUAAUUGAAAAAAUGACUAAACAACAAAUACAUGUUUAUCAAGUUCUUCUAGAUGUCUUUAAGGUGGCUAAAUCUGCAAGGGGAGGGGGAAGGAUGAGAUACAUGUUACAAUAGAUAAAUAAACAAGUAAACUGAAGAGGUAUAAAGUACUAACUGCAAAAAAGAUCUGGAAGGCUUCUGGAAGGAGGUGGCAAAAGAAUAGAGCAUUACAGGAGAGAAAGUAUUGGAGGAGGGAAUGGGCAGUUAAUAGUUUGUGAAUGCAAAUAAAUAGAAGGUUGAAACAAUUAACAUUUGAAAGAAGUAAUGUAAAAUACGGCUUGAGGGGUAGGUAGGAGACUGAUCCCAAAAGGACUAAAAUUCUAAGUUAAGAUGUUUGUAUUUCUUCUUUGGAAGUUUGUGAGGAAGGGGAAAAGAUGUGAUCUAUGACUUAAAAGAUGUAUUUUUUUGACAGCUGUACAAAAAAAUUGACUGGAGAGGGGAACUGCAAACUAAAACUCAUUGAGACUGAUAUAAUAGCACCAGCAAGAGAUGAUGAAGGCCUGAUCUAGGUUGGUGGACCCAUGAACCAACAAAGAAUUUUGGGGGAAAAUUUUACAAGUGCUGGGAACUUUGUUUGGCAGGGAGAUAGGAUGAGAAAAAGGAAGCAAAGAAGAUACAGAAAUUAUGGACUUGUAUGACUGGGAAGAUUGUGGUAUUCUCAAAAGAAAUGACAAAGUUUAAAAGAGGGAUAGAUUGUGGGAGCAAAGAAAAUGAAUAGGAUUUACCAACAGUUCCUUUAUUCCUAGGUUCACAUUUUUCCCAAGUCCAUAGCAUUGUUAGGAAUUUUUCCAUCUCACUCAGCUUUCAUAUCAAAUCAGUCCACAGCAAUCUCCUUGACAUCUGUCAGCAUCUUGUCUAUUUUCACAUUCUCCAUUGCUACAACCCUAGCAUGGUAUGGAAUCAAACAAAUUAAUAUAAAUAAAGUACUUUCUGGACCUUAAAGAGUGGAAUGUAUUAUUAUUAGUGGACAGAGUGCUCCCUCCAAAAAUUACUAGCUAUGUAGUCAGGGAAGUCACAAUCUCUCUAACCCUGCUUCUUCUAUAUAAUAAUAUACUACCUACUUUAUAAGGCUGUUAAGAGGCUCAAGUAAAAUGACAGACAGACAGAUAGAUAGAUAGAUAGAUAGAUAGAUAGAUAGAUAGAUAGAUAGAUAGAUUGGUAGAUAGAUAGAUAGACAGACAGACAGGUAGAUGAUAGAUAGAUAGAUAGACAGGUUGGCAGAUAGAUGGAUGAAUGGAUGGAAGGAUGGAAGGAUGGAUGGAUGGAUAGAUAGAUAGAUAGAUAUGAUUUAUUAAGUGUUCACUGUCCCAGGCUUUGUGCUAAGCAUUAGGCAUACAAAUGCAAGUCAUAUUAGUCCUUAGGCUCAAAAAGCUUAUAUUCUAAUGGAGAAAGACAACAUAAACAGUGGAGUUGGAAAUGGAAGGGGGAGGGGGGAGUGCAUGGUUUGGAGACGUAUGGGAAAUGAGCUGAAGACCUAGAUUUUAGCAAAGUCUGCAUAUGCAACCAAAGAUCUUUGUAAACUUCAAGGGUUAUAAAAUAUUAAUUAUCAUUGCCAUGCCAAGGUACACAGUCUGCUUGGACUCUCCUAAUGACUCUGCUUUCAUUCUUUUUCCUCUUUCUAAUUCAUUUUUUGCACCACUUCCAGAGCAACUUUUCUUUUUUUUUUUAAAUAUUACUCCCCUUGUCAAAAACCUUUGGUGGCUCCACUAUAUUUACUGAUAAAAAUGUUCAACCUCUCUUUCUGCCCUUCAAGGUCCACCUCAGUUGGCUACCCCUCUAAGUUUUCUAGUUAUAUAUUUUACUUCCCUUUAGCCAGCCCCAGAAAAGUCCUAGCACUGUCCUCUGUUCCUUGCCUAAGACCACAGUAUUCCCACCCAAACUUAAGUCCAAUUUAAUACAACCUUCUCAGCACAGUCCACCUGAUUCCCUCAGGUUAUUUAUGACCUUCUUCCCUAGACUUCACUUAAUGUUUUACUUUUGUUCCUCUCUUUUACUUUUGUUUUGAUAAUAGACAGCAGGACUACAAAUUGCUUUAGUGAGUGUCUAUAGGAUUUGGAGAGGAGCUCUGGAAGGGAGUUCAAAUCCUGUCCUAGAUACUUAAUAGUUGUUUGACUCUGGUAUGUAGUUGUGGCCUUGGGGAAAUCACAACCUCCCUAAUCCUACUUCCUCAUCUGUGAAAUAAUACCAAUGCUAUCUGCAUAAUAUUCCUAUGCCAGUCUGUGUAAUAGGAUUGUUAUGGGGUUCAAAUAAAAUUUAUUUUUUAACCUCAGCCUUAGUUUGCUUCUUUCUAUAAAAUCAUGUAAAAGUGUUCAGUUAUGUGUUUUAAAUAUAUUUUUAUCUCCUUUCUCUUAGAUAAGGGGUCACCUGCAUCACAGGAGGCCAGCACCUAAUUCCAGGAUACACUUGUAAAAUGAAGGGGUUAUGCUAGAAGAUACUCGAUGAUCUUUUAUGGGUGGGUCUUCUAUGGUCCUAUGCUCUGUACUGAGCCAUAACUUAAUAAAUGUUGAUUAAAGAAAGCUGAGGCUCAAGGAGGCUACUGGACUCAUCCAGUCACACAGGAAUAAGAGUAGAAAAAGAAGUAACAUAACCACUUAGGAGUAUUGUUGUACAAUGGAUUUCUAUUCUAAUAGUGUUCUUCCUAUGGAGAGAUUCCUUCUAAUUGUGAGUCUGUAUAAUACAAUAAAAGGCUUGAUUUUGAAAUAGUUUUAACAGCUUAAUGGUUGUAGCGAUCCCUGGGCAAAUAAUUUUCUAAUUUGCAAAAGGUGAGAAUAACAAUAACGUUUGUAAAAAUAAUACUAUCUAAGUCACAAGGUUAUUGGAACAAAGAUGUUUGGUAAACCUUAAAGCACUCUAAAGAUACAAUUAUGAUGCUGCUGCUGAUUUUAUAAUACACAAGAUUUGUAUGUGUGUGUGAUUCAAAAUAAGAAUACCAUGUUCCUGAGCUGCAAGCCUCAAUCAAAGGGCUCUUUCUCUGAUUCCCCAUCUGUUCCUAGAAGUUCAGGGCAGCUGAGAAGGAUUAGGGGGGAGAAAAAACUGUCAACCAUAAAAGGCGGACAAUAAUACAAUUUUAUCCGUGCAACUCCCGGCACAGUAUCAUGAAGCUCUCGAAUUUGAUGCCGUGUUUUUUUCCCCCCCUCUCCAAGCACACACACACGCUCGGAACCCCGGGGAGGCAAAGAAAAGACACAAAGUAGCGACGCUUCCCGCCAAGACCACCCCCGGGGCUCUUUUCCCCCCUGGCUGUGGAGGGAGAGCAGGAAGUGGGGCUGGGCGCGGCCGAGCCCGGGCGACAGCGGCGGCGGCGGUGGGGGCGGCAGGGGCGGCGGGACUACAGCUCCCGAAGUGCUGCUCGAGGCGCCGCAGGCCCGAGCCCGGGCCGGGACGGGAAGUUUGGAGUUCCCUUCCUUCCUCUCCUUCUCCUCGAUCCCGGGCCCAUCUUCGGGACUCUCAGAAGCUUCCUUCCUCCUCUCGGCUCCGGGGCUCCCAAAGGAGCCCUUGCAUCUUGCAGGGCCUGGGAUCCGGGGCGGGUUCCGGCGGCGGCCGGAGCGGGGGUUGGGCGAGAGGAAGGGCCGCGAUGGAGGUGAGCGGGCCGGAAGACGACCCUUUCCUGUCGCAGCUGCACCAGGUGCAGUGCCCGGUGUGCCAGCAGGCGCUGCCUGCUGCCCAUAUCAACGCGCACCUGGACAGAUGUUUGCUGCUGCAUCCAGCCGGGCUCUCAGAGCCCGACGAGGAGGAGAGCCUCGGGUCCUCGGAGCCCGGGAGGAGGCCGAACUCGCCGCCGCCUCCCCCUCCGCCGCCGCCUUUGGGCAGCUGCAAGAGGAGGCGCCUGUCUGGAGGCUCCCUGCGCCUGCCGCCCGCCACUCCGACUGGCGACAGCAGCGACGGCGAGCCGGAGGACCCUGACGGGCCGGGACCGCCCGACGGGAGGGACCCCUACGACCGCUGCCCUAGCCCCUGCGCCGGUGCCCACCUCAUCCCCGCCUUUGUCCGCGGCCCGUCCGGGAGCCCGCUCCUGCGGAGGAAGGUGUCCGGCAAAAGACCGGUCGCGGCUGCAGCCUCUGCCUCUGCCACCGCCUCCUCUUCGGCCGCCGCAGUCUCAGCAUCCCCGAGGUGCUGGAAGGAGAGCGAGCGCUCCCAGGACGACGAGGACUACGAGGAUGAAGACGACGACGAAGAGGCGGCGGCGGCGGCUGCUGCUGCUGCUGCAGAAGCAGCAGCAGCAGCAGCGAUGGGGGCUGAGGACGAUGACGAGGAGGACCGAGAGGAUUGGGAGGCCUCGGCGCCCUCCACCGCCGCCUUCCGAGAAAGCAGCGGGCACCUGGGCCCCGGGCGCGCUCAGCCCCGAACCCCAGCGCGCGAGGAGAUCUGGCAGAAGUUGGUGGGCAAACCUCUGGCCGAUAAGAUGCGCCCUGCUACGCUGCAGGAGUACAUAGGACAGAACAAGGUGGUGGGCCAAGAGACCCUGCUACGGUCCCUCCUGGAGUCCAACGAGAUCCCCUCCCUCAUCCUCUGGGGCCCCCCGGGAUGUGGCAAGACCACUUUGGCAUAUAUCAUAGCCAACAACAGCAAGAAAAAUAGCAUGAGGUUUGUGACUCUGUCUGCAACAAGUGCCAAGACAAGUGAUGUCCGAGAUGUCAUAAAGCAAGCCCAAAAUGAAAAGAACUUUUUCAAAAGGAAAACCAUCCUUUUUAUUGAUGAGAUUCAUCGUUUCAAUAAAUCUCAGCAGGACACUUUCCUUCCUCACGUGGAGUGUGGGACGGUGACCCUGAUUGGAGCCACUACGGAGAACCCUUCCUUCCAAGUCAACGCUGCUCUUCUCAGUCGGUGCCGGGUGAUUGUUCUGGAGAAGCUCUCAGCAGAAGCAAUGAAAACAAUUUUAAUGCGAGCAGUCAGCUCCCUGGGGCUGCGGGUGCUGGACCAAGGCAGGCCCACGGACUCUGUGAGCCACGGCAACAGCAGCAGCUGCAGUAGCAGCAGUUCUGAAAACUGUGGUAGCACAUAUUGGGUGAGGAAUCGACCCCCAAUCUUUGAAAAAAGCCAGUUGAGUGGCACUCAGUGUCUGAUGCCCCUUGUGUACAUAGAGGACAAAGCAGUCAAUACUCUAGCUUAUCUCUGUGAUGGGGAUGCCAGGACUGGACUGAAUGGACUACAGUUGGCUGUCCAGGCCAAGCUAGGCUCAAGGAAACCAUUUUGUAAGAAGACCGUGCAAAAUUAUUCUGGUGAAAGCGUUUUAAUUACAGAAAAUGACAUAAAGGAGGGCCUGCAGAGAUCCCACAUUUUGUAUGACCGAGCAGGAGAAGAGCAUUAUAACUGUAUCUCUGCGCUCCAUAAAUCCAUGCGUGGCUCAGACCAGAAUGCUUCUCUCUACUGGCUUGCCCGAAUGCUCGAAGGUGGCGAGGACCCACUGUAUGUAGCUCGGAGACUGGUGAGAUUUGCCAGCGAAGACAUAGGCCUGGCUGAUCCUUCUGCAUUGACCCACGCAGUAGCUGCUUAUCAGGGUUGUCAUUUUAUAGGGAUGCCAGAAUGUGAGGUCCUUCUAGCCCAGUGUGUCGUUUAUUUUGCCAGAGCCCCAAAGUCUAUUGAAGUGUACAAUGCUUACAACAAUGUCAAAGCCUGCUUGAGAAACCACCAGGGUCCUCUUCCACCUGUCCCGAUGCACCUGAGGAAUGCACCCACCAGGCUCAUGAAGGAUUUGGGCUAUGGCAAAGGCUACAAAUACAAUCCUGCCUACAAGGAUCCCGUGGAGCAGGAAUAUUUACCGGAAGAAUUAAGAGGAAUAGAUUUCUUUAAGCAAAAACGAUGCUGAACUUGUGGUACAAGUAAAUGAUUUGGUGUUUUUCUAGGGAGGGCCAAGAAGGAAGAGCCCCUGGAUUUUUUUUCCAGUUUAUUGCCUGUUUGGGAGGGUGGGAGGGUAGGGGGUGGUUAAAUUAUCAACAGUUUGUGCCAGGAUCUUAAAUCCUUCAAUUGGGAGGCAGAAUUACUUCCGUGACCAAAUGCCUGACCUUGAAAUGCUGUUCAUUUGUACUCUGCAAAGCAAUGCUAAGGGAAAAAACUGGCAGCAAUGUGCAAUGAGUGAGUGUGUCAGUAAGGAGAUAGCUAUUUUGUCAGAGUAUUUAAGUUGCAAAUCCAUUUUGUAAUUCAGUUCAGUAGUAUAGUAGUUUUCCUUUUUUAAAAGUGUAUAUUCUGGGUAAUUUUAACUGUUAAGGAAAAAAAUAAUUACAAUUUAAUACCACAUAGUGUUUUGAGUAUUUUUUUUAUAUGGAAAGGUCUUAUGAACCAAUAAAGCUAUUUCAAAGUA